Messenger RNA from Oryctolagus cuniculus (rabbit), 1207 nucleotides. Its product is annotated as olfactory receptor 7A17-like. Gene Ontology annotation, molecular function: olfactory receptor activity; G protein-coupled receptor activity. The record is from RefSeq and is a predicted model, not a curated record. Gene Ontology annotation, biological process: G protein-coupled receptor signaling pathway. Gene Ontology annotation, cellular component: membrane. Lineage: Eukaryota; Metazoa; Chordata; Mammalia; Lagomorpha; Leporidae.
AUUAACAUUCAACUAUCUGGAGACACUGGUCCCUAAUUAGUGCUGGUGGCAGCUUUUCUUCCAUGAGCAACAGGGAGAUAAAGCCAGGGUUAGAGUCCUGAAGAUACAAGAGAUAUUUUUUUUCCUCCAAGCCCCUCAGAGAACCCCUGGUAAGUUGAAUCUCGGUUUCCCUCGUGCCCACUCCAUUUCUCUCAUUCUCUCUCUCUCUCUCUCUCUCUCUCUCUCUCUCUCUCUCUCUCAUGUUAUUUGUUUCUUUUCUUUCAGUGACUUGUACCACAUGCAACCAGGCAAUGAAACUCAACCUUCAGAAUUCCUUCUCCUGGGAUUCUCAGAGGACCCAGCACUGCAGCCACUCAUAUUUGGGCUCUUCCUCUCCAUGUACCUGGUCACUGUGGCUGGGAACCUGCUCAUCAUCCUGGCCAUCCUAUCAGACCCCCAGCUCCACACACCCAUGUACUUCUUCCUCUCCAACCUGUCCUUGGUGGACAUCUGCUUCACCUCCACCACCAUCCCCAAGAUGCUGGUGAACAUCCAGAUGCAGAGCCAAGCCAUCAACUAUGCAGGCUGCAUCACCCAGAUGUUCUUCUUCAUACUCUUUGUAGGGUUGGAUGAUUUACUCCUGGCCGUGAUGGCCUAUGACAGGUUUGUGGCCAUCUGUCACCCCCUGCACUAUACAGUCAUCAUGAACCCCAGGCUCUGUGUGCAGCUGGUGCUGGUGUGCUGGGUCAUCAGUGUCCUGCAUGCCUUGUCACACAGCUUAAUGGUGCUGCAGCUGUCCUUCUGUGUACACCUGGAAAUCCCCCACUUCUUCUGUGAACUGAUUCAGGUGAUCCACACUGCCUGCUCUGACACUCUUCUUAAUGAUGUGUUGCUAUUUCUUGCAGCAAUGCUCCUUGGUGGAGGUCCCCUGGCUGGGAUCCUGUACUCCUACUCUAAGAUCGUCUCCUCCAUCUGUGCAAUCCCCUCAGCUCAGGGGAAGCAUAAAGCAUUCUCCACCUGUGCCUCUCACCUCUCUGUCGUCUCCUUAUUUUAUGGAACGGGCAUAGGUGUGUACCUCAGUGCUGGUGCAGCCCCCAGCACAGCCUCUAGUGCCACAGCCUCUGUGAUGUACACGGUGGUCACCCCCAUGCUGAACCCCUUCAUCUACAGCCUGAGAAACACAGACAUCAAAAGAGCUUUGAAAGGAAUCUUUGGCCAGAAACUAUAA